Molecule: messenger RNA, 405 nt
Organism: Didymodactylos carnosus
Lineage: Eukaryota; Metazoa; Rotifera; Eurotatoria; Philodinida; Philodinidae
Source: the annotation of a GenBank genome assembly
AUGAAUAGCUUACUAUCGACCAGUUAUAGUCGAAAAACAAAAACUUUCGCUCGAUCAGUUGAAACUACGGAUCAAAUACAAAGUGUUCUAUUUGAAAUUGAACUUGAUACAAGUUUAACAACGAAACCAUUUGCUAGUAUAGAACAUUUAAGUUACUAUAAGGAUGAAAAUGAAAUUUUAAUUAUGUUCGGCGUUGUGUUCAAAAUAAACGAAAUAAGAUUCAAUAAAACUGGUCAAAUAUGGAUAAUAAAUGUUUCAUUGCUAAGCGAUGAUGAUUAUCAACUGAAAGAAAUAUUUUCAUUUUAUCAAGAGAAAAUUAGUGAAGAAACAAGUCUGGAUUCACUAGGGAAAAUAUUAAUUGAAAUGGGAGAAUUACAUAGCUCAUAUUUAUUAUUUAAUUGCUAA